ACCAGUACAUCUUUCAGACCACUGGUAAAGGUCAUAAAUCAUUGUUAAUAUCACAAGGUGAUCGUAAGAUUUUUGUCAACCUCUUCUCCUUCUGUUUAUAAUAGUGGUUCAUAAUGUCUUUUGACAAACUGAGUAUUCGCUCAGUGGAUUGCAGGGGAAAGCGUGUUUUGAUGAGAGUGGACUUUAACGUACCCUUAAAAGGAAAGGAGAUCACGAAUAACCAACGUAUUGUGGCUGCUCUGCCCUCCAUCAAACAUUGCUUGGAUCAUGAGGCUAAGAGUGUGGUACUGAUGAGUCACCUGGGACGCCCUGAUGGUAGAAUAGAAGGAAAGUACUCCUUAGCCCCUGUUGCUGAUGAACUGAAGAAACUGUUAAACAAAGAUGUGAUGUUUCUGUCAGACUGUGUGGGGCCAACAGUGGAAAAAGCUUGCAAAAACCCUAGUCCUGGUUCAGUGAUUUUGUUGGAAAACUUACGUUUUCAUGUGGAGGAAGAGGGCAAAGGUGUCAGUAGUGAAGGAAAGAAGGUUAAAGCAAGCCCAGAGUCAGUAAAAGAAUUUCGUGAAUCCUUAGCAAAACUUGGAGACAUUUACAUUAAUGAUGCUUUUGGCACAGCUCACAGAGCUCACAGUUCCAUGGUGGGGGUUGAUCACACUGUGAAGGCUGCAGGAUUUCUGAUGGAAAAAGAGUUAUUCUACUUCUCUAAAGCUUUGAAAAAACCUGAUAGACCAUUCCUGGCCAUAUUAGGAGGAGCCAAGGUUGCUGACAAGAUUCAGCUCAUUGAAAACUUACUGGAAAUAGUAAAUGAGAUGAUCAUUGGAGGUGGAAUGGCAUACACAUUCACUAAAGUACUUAGUAACAUGGAGAUUGGCAAGUCACUUUUUGAUGAAGAAGGUUCAAAAAUAGUUAGUGACCUCUAUAAAAAGGCCAAAGAAAAAGGAGUGACCCUCCAUUUGCCUGUUGAUUUUGUUACAGCCAGCAAAUUUGCGGAGGAUGCAGAGAUUGGGAGUGCCACCUUAGCAUCAGGAAUCCCAGCAGAUUGGAUGGGAUUAGACAUUGGUCCAGAAAGUGUCAAGACAUUCGUUAAGGUUAUAGAAGGAGCAAAAACUAUUGUGUGGAAUGGUCCAAUGGGUGUAUUUGAGAUGGCCAAAUUUGAGGCAGGAACGAAAAGUCUCAUGAAUGCAGUCGUUGAAGCAACAAAGGCUGGAAACACAACCAUAAUAGGUGGAGGGGAUACAGCCACUUGCUGUGCCAAAUAUGGUACUGAGGAUCUUGUCAGUCAUGUCAGCACUGGGGGAGGUGCUUCACUUGAACUCCUAGAAG
Messenger RNA from Stylophora pistillata, 1320 nucleotides. RefSeq names its product phosphoglycerate kinase 1. NCBI's taxonomy places the organism in Eukaryota, Metazoa, Cnidaria, Anthozoa, Scleractinia, Pocilloporidae. The record is from RefSeq and is a predicted model, not a curated record. Gene Ontology annotation, molecular function: ADP binding; ATP binding; phosphoglycerate kinase activity. Gene Ontology annotation, cellular component: cytosol. Gene Ontology annotation, biological process: glycolytic process; gluconeogenesis.